ACUCCUCUGACGCACGACAGGGAAGCGGACCCGAGGAAAGGAAGACACCAACAAAAAAAUAUAUAUAAUAAAAAAAUGCAGCAGCUGACCCAGCCGUCGAUAUGAUCCAGAGACUCUUGCUCCUGCUGCACCGGACAGAGACGAGGUCCUGAAACCGAGAGGAGAACACUCUCACCCGGCUACACUGUUGUUGAGUGCUCGCCCAGGGGGCGGCGACGGCGGCGGAGGAGGGGGAGAAGGAGGAGGAGGAGGAGGAGAGGGGAGGAAGAGGAAGUGGACGGGCACAAGUCGAGGGCUUGCAUUUUAAGCAAACUGUUUAGAAAAAAAGAAAAAAAAAGAAAGAAGGGUAGAGAGUCAGAGUCACCCGAGAACGAGAGUGGGAGAGAUUGCAUUCCUCUCACGUCUUCAAUCCUCUCUUUUGCCUCGGCCGAUCAGAGAAGGUGAGAGAGAGAGAGAGAUAUAGAGAGACCGAGGGAGGGAAAGAAGGAGAACGUGCGAGAGAGAGAGAGAGAAAGAGAGAGAGAGAGAGAGAUCUAACAAGAUUCACACUAGUGGUCUUUUUUUCCCCGAUGCUGUCCAAUUGCAGUACGAAACUAAGCCCGGCAUCGGACGGUGAGCGGGACGCACCGGGCAAUAACCGAACACAUCGCUGGAGGAUAUGUGAAGUUGGAAUCCCACGAAACUAAUGCUGUGAAGUGGCUCUGUCCCUGGAGCCAAGACUUCAUCCCUUUGGUGUCAGCGAGGAUGCUGUGGGUUACCUUGCUGAGCACCAUAGCCUUAGGAUGGACCACCCCGAUCCCACUACUAGAGGACUCCGAGGAGAUCGACGAGCCUUGUUUCGAGCCCUGCUACUGCGAGGUCAAAGAGGGCAUCUUCCAUGUCCACUGUGACAGUAAAGGAUUUACAAAUGUCAGCCAGAUCUCCCAGAUAUGGAGCAGGCCGUUCAAGCUCAACCUGCAGAGAAACUCCAUGAGGAAGCUUUACUUUAACAGCUUCCUCCAUCUCAACAAUGCCAUCUCCCUUAACCUGGGUAAUAACGCCUUGCAAGAUAUCCACGCUGGAGCGUUCAAUGGCUUAGGAAUACUCAAGCGGCUGUUCCUACAUGAAAACAAACUAGAAGUUUUCCGGAAUGACACUUUUCUGGGCUUGGAGAGUUUAGAGUAUCUCCAGGCGGACUACAAUGUAAUCAAACGGAUUGAAAGUGGGGCUUUCAGGCAUCUUCACAAAUUGAGAGUGCUCAUACUGAACGACAAUCUGAUCCCCGUGCUCCCAAAUUAUCUUUUCCGAUCUGUGUCACUCACACACCUGGACCUGAGAGGGAACAGACUAAAGACAUUGCCGUAUAAGGGCAUGCUGGAGUACGUGGGAAGGAGCUUAAUGGAAAUCCAGCUGGAGGAGAACCCCUGGAACUGUGUGUGUGAGAUUGUCCAGUUAAAAACUUGGCUGGAGAGAAUUCCGUAUACAGCUUUGGUAGGUGAGAUCACAUGUGACUACCCAUUCCACUUACAUGGGAAAGACUUACGGGAAAUCAAGCGCAGUGAGCUCUGUCCGCUGCUCUCUGAUGCAGAGAUUGAGGCCAAGCUGGGAAUUCCCCGGAUCCCAUUUAGCAAUGAGAACACUUGGCCUACUAAACCGUCCUCCAUGCUCUCGUCUUUUCACAACACAGCCUCUUCUGUGGAAUACAAGGAAAGAGUUGACAAGCCCACCAAACGACCUCGGCCCACAAAGAACUCUCCAACUCCUCGUAGUAUCUAUCCAGGCAUCAACCAGGCCCCUGUUGCUGGCUACCAAACAAGGCCUCCCAUACCAAUAAUUUGUCCAGCUGGAUGUACUUGCAACCUUCACAUUAAUGACCUGGGUCUAACAGUGAACUGUAAAGAGAAAGGCUUUCACAACAUCUCUGAGCUCCUCCCACGGCCCCUCAAUGCCAAGAAAUUGUACCUUAGUGGGAACUUAAUACAGAAAAUAUACCGAUCUGAUUUCUGGAACUUCUCAAGUUUGGAUUUACUGCAUUUAGGGAAUAAUCGGAUAUCCUAUGUCCAAGAAGGCGCCUUCAUCAACCUGCCAAACUUGAAAAGUCUAUAUCUGAAUGGGAAUGACAUUGAGAGACUCACCCCUGGGAUGUUUCGAGGGCUUCAGAUGUUGAGUUAUCUUUACUUUGAGUAUAACGUCAUACGUGAGAUACAACCUAACUCCUUCUCCCUAAUGCCAAACCUCCAGCUGGUUUUCCUCAAUGACAACCUGUUACGCUCCCUUCCCAAUGACGCUUUUGCUGGCACCAACCUUGCACGCCUCAACCUCCGAAACAACUACUUCCUUUCCAUGCCCGUGCGUGGCGUUCUGGAGCAUCUGAUCUCCAUUGUCCAGAUUGAUUUCCAUCAGAACCCCUGGGACUGCUCCUGUGAAAUCAUCCCCCUGAAGCAGUGGCUGGAAAAGCUCUCCUCCGUCAUUGUGGUUGGAGACGUCAUCUGCAAGACACCUGAAUUUGCGUUUGGGAAGGACCUGCGUUCGCUGCAGGUUGAGGUCAUCUGUCCGGAGCUCAAGUACUCUUCAGGCCCCUCCCCGGCCCUGCCAGGUGGGGAUGACCUCAUCACAGGGAGCUCUGACAUGGGGGAAGCAAGUGGGAGACGGGCUGUCCCACUGUCUGUCCUCAUUCUCAGCCUACUCAUUCUUUUCAUCUCUGCUGUGUUUGUUGCUGCCGGGCUUUUCGCCUUUGUUCUUCGGCGCAGGAAGAACCUUCCUUUCCGGAAACGUUCCGAGGUAGAUCUGACGGGGAUCCAAAUGCAAUGCAGGAUUUUUGAGGACCCACCAAGGCAGAGCAGUGCUGGUAACACUAGCACACCCGAGAAACCGACAGCUAGUAUGCACACACACACUCACACUAGUCACACACAUGGCCAUGGUCACGUUUAUGAUUACAUUCCCCACCCGGUGACGCAGAUGUGUAACAACCCCAUCUAUAAGCCUCGAGAGGGGGAGAUAGCAGAGGAAGACAGAGUGCAGUUUUCAGAGAAGAAAGACAAUGGCAGCAGUAGCAACAGUAACUACAGAACCUUAUUAGAGAAAGAAAGAGAGUGGACCUUGGCCCUCUCCAACUCUCAACUCAACACUAUCGUCACAGUUAACCACUCAACGGCUGACAUGGCAGGAUUUCAUGAGAACGGAGGGCUCUGCCCUACAGUAAUUGACAGUCAGAGGCCCACACCAACAGUGGGCUUUGUAGACUGUUUGUAUGGGACAGUACCCAAACUAAAGGACAUGCAUGUGGCGCAUGCGCACCCACCAGGCAUGCAGUACCCGGAUUUGCAGCAGGAUGCACGGCUGAAGGAGACAUUGCAUUUCACAGCGGGGAAAGGCUGCUACCCUGACCCGUCCCAAAGCGAUUACCUCGAGUUAAGGGCCAAACUUCAAACCAAGCCGGAUUACCUCGAAGUCUUGGAAAAAUCGUACCGGUUUUAACAUCUCUAACCCAUGGAGAAAAAAAAGAAAAAAAACACAAAAUCAACACAUUCACUUUGCCACCCUGGAAACAAAAAAUCACCCCAAACCAAUAU
Molecule: messenger RNA, 3554 nt
Organism: Cyclopterus lumpus (lumpfish)
Lineage: Eukaryota; Metazoa; Chordata; Actinopteri; Perciformes; Cyclopteridae
Gene: slitrk3a
Product: SLIT and NTRK-like family, member 3a
Exons: 3
Coding region: 745-3459 (904 amino acids)
Biological process (GO): axonogenesis; regulation of presynapse assembly; positive regulation of synapse assembly
Cellular component (GO): postsynaptic density membrane; GABA-ergic synapse
Molecular function (GO): protein binding
Source: RefSeq, a predicted model, not a curated record